AUGGAACCGGGUGACGUUGGAACCCGACAGAGUAGUCUUCCUUCUACUCCUACGCGACCUGAGCAUCAACCUCUGCAACCUCCCCAUCCGCAACAGCAACACCGAGAAGCCGUCGACCGACGGUACCUGGACCAGCCUGUCAUGGCAGCAGCCUCAGUUCUUGCCCCUAACGCCCAUUAUCCGCCGCAGCCAUAUCCCACCAGCUAUUCUCAUCCGCCUUCAUCUGGGCCAACCGUUGCCAACAUGAUCUCCUCAGAGCCUCGACGACCGUCUCCCGACAACGAGUCCUCGACUCGUCAGUCACUACCGUCAAUCUCAGAAGUCAUUUCGGGUGCGCGACCCGGGCAGUACCCCCCGCCCGCGCACCCUCCUCUGCAGCCUGGCGCAAGUCUGCCGUCGCCGUUUGCCCCUUCUGCUCGACAGUAUCCCGAGGCCGACAAGCACUCAUCGCAGCCUCUGCACCCCGCUGCUUUCCCUCCUCGGCAGGAGAGCCACGCUGCCUACUCAGAUUCCCCCAGAGCACCCUUUAGCAAUGGCAGGCCCGGUCUGCCGCCGCCCGUCACGAUGCUCAUCCCCUUCCCCAUCCUGGCCGAGCCACCGAAGCCGUCUGAUCACCGCUUGAAUGGCGUGUAUUCCCAACCGCCGCCGCCGCCGACUUCUGUUCCUUACCAGCCGGCACAGCUCCCCCCCGGCCAGCAGCCGCUCCCUCCUUAUCAGGUUUCGCCUCGAGGUCACCCGGCUUCGCAUCUGCCGGGGCAGUAUGAUGCUAGGCCGGCGCCCACGCACGCCGAAGAGGCCGAGUACGCUGCCAGGGCUCGUUACGACAACGGGACAUCCCGAUCGUUUGAAAGCUGGAGUUACCAGGAGGCUUUGAGUCGAAUUGGAACCUGCUCGCGCACCAUCUUCAACUUCGCCGAGGCCUACGGGCGCAUCGCCCAGGAGCAGCACGGAUCUCAGCCAAUCCCUGAACGCCUGCCGACUGAACGGGAAGUGAGCGAUAUGCUCUCCAACGUCGAGUACCUCAAGCGCUCUCUUGAGCAAUGCAGAGAAGUGAUCGUGGCAUCGCUGCAGAGCGAGAGGGCCCGCGAAGGUGCCAAGCCGCCAAAGGGUCCUUACGAAGAAGACCAAGACGUUCCCAUGUAUGGAGACUCCAUCAAGCCACCAUAUGGCAUGACGGAAGUCAAAAAGCGCCGAGGGCGCGCUGCUCCUCCUGGCCGAUGCCACAGCUGUAAUCGCAUCGACACACCAGAAUGGAGACGGGGUCCCGAUGGUGCCAGAACGCUGUGCAAUGCUUGCGGUCUUCAUUACGCGAAGUUGGAGCGCAAGCGCCAGCUGGAAGCCAGAUCACUACGGCCCAAGCCCGAGGAGCGAAGCUAG
Molecule: messenger RNA, 1377 nt
Organism: Trichoderma citrinoviride
Lineage: Eukaryota; Fungi; Ascomycota; Sordariomycetes; Hypocreales; Hypocreaceae
Exons: 5
Coding region: 1-1377 (458 amino acids)
Biological process (GO): regulation of DNA-templated transcription
Molecular function (GO): sequence-specific DNA binding; zinc ion binding
Source: RefSeq, a predicted model, not a curated record